Molecule: messenger RNA, 5063 nt
Organism: Toxorhynchites rutilus septentrionalis
Lineage: Eukaryota; Metazoa; Arthropoda; Insecta; Diptera; Culicidae
Gene: egg
Product: histone-lysine N-methyltransferase eggless
Exons: 10
Coding region: 220-4902 (1560 amino acids)
Biological process (GO): heterochromatin organization; negative regulation of gene expression
Cellular component (GO): nucleus
Molecular function (GO): protein binding; zinc ion binding; DNA binding
Source: RefSeq, a predicted model, not a curated record
UAUUAUUUUUUCGGCUACAACAAACUGUCAAGCCGAUCAAAACAAAAAUUGCUAGUGGCGUCAGAGAAGUUGAAAGUUUUAAAAUUUUGAUGAAAAUUGUUUUUAAUUGUAGAAUACCAGUCUGGCGCGGAAAAAUAGUGCAGCAAAUGUGCGACGAAUAUUUGCGAAUCUAAUUACGAGGAAUUAAUUCUGUUAGCGUUUACUGCCCCGGCUGUCCUGAUGGGGGAUUCCAGUGCCGAGACCAGUGUACAAUCACAUAAACCGAAAGUACCGAUUACGAUCGAUAUUUUAUCUGACGAUGAAGGAGGACCAUCGAAUCAAGAAUCGACCACGAUCGACAAGGGAGACUCAGCUUCUGAAACUAAAGAUGAAAAAGCAGAAGAAAAGUCAGUAGUUGCAGUUGAAACUGAGGAAGCAGCUAGUGCUGUUGAGGAAAAUAAAGAGCCGGUAAAAACAUUGCCGGAUGAUUCGAAGAGCUCAGAAUGUGAAAAUUCAGCUAAGAAAAAAAGAAAAACGGAGAUCAUCCGAAUAGAUGACGACGAAGAUGAAAAGAAGAACGCGAAGGACCAAGCCGGUGUGAAAAUGCCUGAUAGUGAGCCGUCAAAACAUGUGAAAGUAAUAGAAGAAUCUGUUGAAAAAUCUUCAGAGCAAGCAGAUAGCACAGAAUUCUUAGAGGUUGUUCGUGAGGAGACAAACAGCAAGAAAAUUCCGAGCAACAGCGUUUCACCGGUUGAUUCUACUGAAGCAACGCAACCGACUGACCCAGUGAAUUCCGGCAGCGUAGAGGAAGCUCCAGAGGCUGAACAGAAAACAGACGACAAGGAAAAUGAAAGCAAACAAAAUGCAGAGGAAAAUCCUAACGAUGAUAUAAUUAUGUUGGAUGAGAAUUAUGAUAACGUGGAAAAGAAGAAAUCGAAAACAAAUGCAAACCAAGAUAAUAUGGACUGUGAAAAUGAGAAUGAAGAUAAUUCGAGCAAACAACAGGCUUCUAUGGAUGGAGAUAAACUUCCAGGCGAUCGGAAUAAACCUGAUUCGUCGCACUCGGAUAAUACUCCACCCACAGAAGAAAAACGAAAACUAGCAGAAACCAAUAAUGAAGAAAACAAAGACAAAAAUGAAGACGUCGAUGUAGAAUUAGACCAUAAACCUACGAAUGCAGUAGAAAAAGAAACUGGGGAUAAAAAUAAUGAUGAUAUCAUGGAUUUAGAUUCUGAUUCGACAAACGCAGAACCAACGGACAAACAAGCUCAAAGCUCUCAAAAUUCAUUAGACAAGCAAAGUGAAGCAGACAUGACAGAUGAAGCAUGUUCAAAGAGUGAAAACAAUACUGAACAGACGAAACCGGAUUUGGACAAACCUAAAGUUUUAGAAGAAGAUAACAAACCACAAUCAUCCGAUCAGACCCCAGCGAAGAAGCAAAUUGUGCUUGACGAAAAAUUGGGAACAUUCGCAGAAAAAGAUGCCCUACCGGAGGAAAAAGUUCCCGUUCUAAUAACGGGUGACUCAGAUGAAGAUGUUGUCAUGAUUGAGGACGAUGAUCAGAAAGACCCGAAGGGUGCGAAUCUGUUACCUAAAAAAACUGAACCGACAAGCAGCACUGCAUCUAAAGGGCCGAUACCAAAGGUGGACGCUAAGCAGGAAAAACCAAGUCGAAAAGUGCUGAGUAUUGACUGCGUCAAUCCCGAAUGUAAAAAGGAUUGUAAAGAAACUGCACCAGCACCCGCCUUUGUGCUCAAUUUCUUCGGUGUGCCAAAAAAAUCCAAACGACAACGCGUUUGUAUGGUUUGUUAUGACGAUGUCCUGCUCAAAUACUCUAAUCUUUGUGGCAUGAUAAUGGAUCAGCAACCGUUAUUGUUCUGCGAGCUCCCUCAGAAAAAUGAACUCGUCGAGAUAUCCGAUAGCAGCGAAGAAGAGGAAGACGAAGAAAUUAAAAAGGAAGUGGAAAAGCCACUUGAAGCCGAUAUUAUUUCACUGGUAGAAUCGGAACUGAACGACAUUUUGACCGACACAUUCGAGAAAAUUAAUCUCAACCAACAAAUAGAUUGGACGGAACAAAUUAUGACACAAAGGAUUGCCUACAAUACGAAGCUUUCCAACGAAAUCAACAACGAGUUGAGCGAAUUGCAGCGCAAGGUCGACCGAAUCCAUUUGCAACUUUACUCUAAAUCUCGGCCGAGAUAUCAGGAUUUGCCACCGUGUAACAUUUAUCACGAAGUGGAUCUAGUGAAUAAGAGUCAACUAUCAUCUUCGUGUCAAACACCCCAAAGAACGCAACAGCAAGCGAAACAAACACUCCAAACUUCAACAUCAGCGCAAAGUGUGGUGUCCUCUACUCCCCAAGCAGGAAUUGUGGCGAAAAAAGAAGAUUUAUUCAUCAGGCCAGCGAUUGUCGUUGGUCAGUUCUAUUUUGCGGUUAAACACAAACUUCUCAGCAAUUGGGCUGAAUGCCAAAUAGUUGAAGCGGUGACCGUAUCAGACAAAUGUGUAUACAAGGUUAACUUCCUGUUCAAUCAAGGCGCCAACACCACUCCGGUCAAAGUUGUUCCAGCUAGAUAUCUUGCCUAUCGGCACUCUUUCAAUGUGAAACUACCAUUGGGCACUCGUGUCAUUGCACGUUUCGAUGCAGGUACUACACAACCAACGCAAACUAAGCAACCGUCACAAACAAAGACAUGCUCGUUCUAUCCUGGUAUCAUAGCCGAAUCGUUCGGCAAGUAUAACCGUCAGCGCUAUUUGAUUUUCUUUGACGACGGAUACGCACAGUACGUAGGUCAUGGCGAUGUGCGAGUCGUUUGCGAGGAAUCAAAAGAAGUGUGGAUGGAUAUUCAUCCACAUUCACAGGAGUUCAUUAAGAACUAUCUGGCGAACUUCCGCUCCCAGCGACCUAUGGUGCAGGUGAAAGUUGGUCAACGAAUAAUCACCGAAUGGAAAGGCAAGUGGAUUUACGCCAAAGUGGUAGAUAUCGAUGCUAGUUUGGUGCAGUUGCAUUUCCCCGACGACAACCGCUACGAAUGGAUAUAUCGAGGUUCUACUCGACUCGGCCCGUUGUACCAGGAGAAGGCCCUCAGUAUGGGCAAAAUGAGCAACAACAAAUUCUCCAAAUUUCAAAAACGAAAUGAGCCCUCUAUUGAGUACAUCACUAUCGAUGACGAUGAUGAUGCUCAGAAUAAACAGCAGGAUGUGAAGAAGCCAACCCCCCAGGAGCAGGCAUUGCAAAGCUACAAUCAACAAAACAAAUCCAUCUCGCCGUCAGACGCUGUUGCAAAUCGUUCCGUUGCCAAGAAGAGUACUACUAUCGUUCGUACUGGUUCCACGUCCAGCUCCCAACCAUCGGCGGUUUUCAUGAACAGCUCCACAAUUUACUGCGAAGAUGACCGACCCAAGGGAAAAAUCGUGUAUUAUACCGCCAAGAAACAUCUGCCUCCACUGAAAUACAAACAGCACGAGUGUAACCCGAACUGUCUGUUCAAAAUUACGCACAAUCUCAAAUCGUAUAGCCCUUUGGCAAAACCGCUGCUCUCGGGUUGGGAGCGGCAACUUUGCAAAAUGAAAUACAAGAAAGUAUUUGUCGUGUACCGUGCUCCAUGUGGCAGGCGGUUGAGAAACAUGUACGAGCUGCACAAGUACAUCCGGAUGACCAAAGCCACGUUGAAUGUGGACAACUUUGACUUCGAUCCUAUGGUCCAUUGCCUGGCGGAAUACGUGAUCGAGAAUCACAUCUACCACAAUCCGGAUAUCUCGGACGGGCGCGAGUUCAUGGCGGUCCCGUGUGUCAACUACUUCGACGAUUCGAAACCUCCUCCGUGCAUAUACUCUACGGAGCGGAUCCCAUCGGAAGGCGUGAAACUGAAUCUGGAUACAGAUUUUCUGUGCGGUUGCGAUUGUGAAGACGACUGCCUCGAUAAAACUCGUUGCCAGUGCUGGCAGCUUACGAUCGCCGGUGCUAAAUUCGGUAAUCCAACCACUUCGAUCGACAACAUCGGCUAUGUGUACAAGCGGCUGCAGGAAACGGUUGUCACCGGAAUCUAUGAGUGCAAUGCACGAUGCAAAUGCAACAGCAGCUGUUUGAAUCGCGUCGUUCAACACCCACUGCAAACGAAGCUGCAGGUGUUCAAAACGAGCAACCGUGGCUGGGGCAUUCGCUGUUUGAACGACGUAUCGAAGGGAAGCUUCAUCUGCAUCUACUCGGGACAUUUACUGACGGAGGAAGCUGGAAACAUGAUCUGUCAGAUGAACGCGAAUAAGGCAGGGGACGAAUAUUUCGCCGAUUUGGAUUACAUCGAAACGGUGGAGCAGUUGAAGGAAGGGUACGAGACAGAUGUGGUUGAGUCGGAUAGUGAACUCGAUAGCGACGAGGCGGAAUACGACGCAAAACGUGAUACCGACGCAUCGGAUGAUGACUUUACUACGAGCUGCAACCCUUCCAAGGCUGCGGUAAAAACUAGAUCUCAAGUUAGAAGAGAUAGCACUAAAAAGACAGAUCCCAAGAGACAAAGUAAAAAGAAGGAAGAUAAUGGAUAUGGUUCUGAUGAUGAACGCGAAAUGGUGAACUUAGUGCCCAAUUCGGACAUGACCAAAGGAGAUGAAUCCAGCCCUUCGAUAAAAUAUCGCUCGGUACGUAAACUGUUUGGGAAACACGAGCAGAUAUACAUCAUGGAUGCCAAAAAGUCUGGAAAUCUUGGUCGAUACUUUAAUCAUUCCUGCAAUCCGAACCUAUUUGUGCAGAACGUUUUCGUCGAUACGCAUGAUCUUCGAUUCCCGUGGGUAGCAUUCUUUGCGUUGUCCAAUGUUAGAGCAGGCUCAGAGCUAACAUGGAAUUAUAACUACGACGUGGGAUCCGUACCAGGAAAAGUGUUGUAUUGCCAGUGCGGCGCUGAAAACUGCCGUCAACGAUUACUGUAAGGCAAGGAAGCGCCCCUGACGGAGGUUUGUGACAAGUCUCUUUUGUGUACUCAAUCUAUCGAUGUUCUGUGUAUUGUAAGAAAUUUUAAAACAUGUCAUACAUAGGAAAGUUUCUAGAAUGAAUAUGAAAUAUAAAAACCAUUUCCAUGUCAACAUAUGAA